Vigna angularis (adzuki bean) is the source of this 845-nucleotide messenger RNA. RefSeq lists its product as uncharacterized. Bases 219 to 845 code for a protein of 208 amino acids. The record is from RefSeq and is a predicted model, not a curated record. The transcript has 7 exons. NCBI's taxonomy places the organism in Eukaryota, Viridiplantae, Streptophyta, Magnoliopsida, Fabales, Fabaceae.
UCAGAAACCUGCUGCCAAGAAUGGCUCUGUAACUGCCUCUGCAAAGAAAGGCAAGCCAGCUGCAGCUGCAAGCUCUUCUGAUUUAUCUGAGGAAUCCUCUAACGAGGAUGAUGUUCCAAAAACUAAGGCGGUCCCUGCUGCAGCAAAGAAUAUAACUUCUUCUAACAAGAAAACUCAGCCAAGUGGAAGUUCUGAUUCUGAUUCUGAUAGCAGCUCUGAUGAGGACGAUAAAAAGAAAAUAUCUGCAACUACAAAGCUGCCUGCUUCAUCAGACGAUGAUUCAAGUGAAGACUCUGAUGAAGACGAUGAUGUCAAGCCCUCUGCAACUGCUGUGUCAAAGCCUGCUGUGUCAAAGAAGAAAGUUGAUAGUUUUGAUUCUGAUGAUAGCACCUCUAAUGAAGACAAUAAGAAGGCUGCCAAAAAGGUUUCCAAUGCCAAGUCAGUGCCUGUGUCUAAGCAGCCUGUUAAGACCUCAAGUACUAGUGAUUCAGAUGAAGAGGUUAUUCUAUUCAAUGCUUUGUUCAGGUCCUAAACUUGAUUCACACCAAUUCAAGGAUAUUCUUGGUGAGACUACAGCUGCUGGUAAGAAUAUCCCUAUCUAUUUCUUGUUCAAGUUGUUCCUGCAAAUGUCAACCAUAUUCUUGAUCUUAGAAAUGCAUGUGUGUCUGAAUAGCAUGGAAAGGAGUAUGAUUGAUGUUGUUAGUGGUGGAGCGCUUGGUGACAUGACGCCUAUUGAGGCUAGGCAUUUGAUUGAGAAGAUGGCUUAUAAUUCUCAACACUUCAUCACAAGUAAUGAUGUUAUUGUCGUUAGGGGAAUUCGUGAUGUGGCUACUCAUUCUUCCUAA